AUGAAUGAGCUUUUGUAUAUGGCUGUACUCUAUUCUAAUUUUAGCUUAUCAAAAUACUCAACAAGCAUUUCAAGCAUAUAAAAUUCACAGGAGAUCCUUUAUUAUGCACUUAUAUUACUUUUGGUUACUAAUCAAGCGCUUGUGCUAUUUUCUUUCCUUUCACUUUUACGGAACCUAUGUAAUAGAUGCUUUACCAAAUCUUACUAAGAAAUUUCAGAGCUAGAUAAGACAGUAUAGAUAAAGCCAGAUCACUAGUAAGACAAUUUAGAUGAAAUGGAGUUUGAUCAAGAUAAUGAAAAGGAUGGUGGAAAAAAAGUCUAAAUAAAGAUAUAAAAUAUUGAAGAAAGAGAUGUUGGUGAGGAGGACUUUGGUGAUGAAGAAAUCAAGGAAAAUACAGAAGAAGGCAAGUAAGGAGAAUUAAAUACUGAUUAGAAGGAGACAAGAAUGUAUAGUACGGAGGAAAGCAUGCUACCCUCUAUUUCCUUAAAAUUCAAGAAUACAUCUAGUACUUUACUGAAUUUGAAGAGAUUCGAGAUAAUUGAUGAUGAAUUUGAAGGAGAUUAAUAAAAAGCGAGAAAUUUCAAUUUCAAUGAAUUAGAUAAGGAUUAAAACUUAAUAAAUGAGCUUUUGGAGGAUGAUUAAAAAGAAAGUGAUAGAAAAUUGAAGAAAAAAAAGAGGAAUUUUAAAAACAAAAACAAAGGAAAUUUAAUUGAGAUUAAGGACGAGAACAAUAAUAAUGCUUUUCAAUGA
Messenger RNA from Stylonychia lemnae, 750 nucleotides. NCBI's taxonomy places the organism in Eukaryota, Ciliophora, Spirotrichea, Sporadotrichida, Oxytrichidae. The record is from the annotation of a GenBank genome assembly.